Molecule: messenger RNA, 965 nt
Organism: Temnothorax curvispinosus
Lineage: Eukaryota; Metazoa; Arthropoda; Insecta; Hymenoptera; Formicidae
Product: 52 kDa repressor of the inhibitor of the protein kinase-like
Exons: 2
Coding region: 33-599 (188 amino acids)
Molecular function (GO): sequence-specific DNA binding
Source: RefSeq, a predicted model, not a curated record
CGCAAUGGCUGCGUUCGCUCGGUUCGCUAUUUAUGUCGAGUAAUUCGUUUGUGAUUAUUACAGUGUACGCAAUGACGUGUAAUGUGAAAGGGUGUGGGAACUAUCUGGCAAAGACCAGAAAGAUCGAAGGAAAUAAAAUAAAAUAUUUUUCCUUCCCAAAGGAUGCAGCACUGUGUAAUAAGUGGCGUCAAGCAUGCGGAAAAGAAAAUAUUUCACCAAAAUAUGCUAGGAUAUGUUCGAAGCAUUUUGCUGAUGAAGCUUUUACGAAGCCCUUACAAGAACAUCUACUAGGUUAUUCACCUACACGAACUAGGAAGAUACAUCCUGAUGCUAUCCCGACGUUGCAUCUCCAUGCAGUACCUCCACUAACAUCAAACGAAAAUGUGUUAGCUGAAACAAUGCCUUUGCCUGUAUCAAAUGAAGUUUCGAUGGAUGUUGAACAGACACCAGCAUCGUCCAGUAUAGAAGAACAGACACCAGCAUCGUCCAGUACAGAAGAACACACAGCAGCAUCGUCCAGUACAGAAGAACAGACACCAGCAUCGUCCAGUACAGAAAAACAGAUAAUAUUAGCGAGGCUAUCGAAGAAGAGGGUUUAAAAUAUAUAGCCGGAUACUUAGCAUUUAGAUUUAAAAGCACAGAUAAAAUAUUAGGUAUUGAAACGCGCCAAUUGGAAACAACGGGUGACCAAGAUUGGCUGCAAGUUAUUUCGCGAGGAAAAUGUAUGUAUCCGAGUGACAAAUUAUUACAAUGUGCUCGUAUAAUGAAUAUUGAGUUUGCUAAAUAUCACGGAUCCAGUUUGAAUAAAGAAAAUCUUAUAUUUCAAAACUUAGCAAAAAUAAUAGAACCACAAUUGAAAAUUAAAAUCCUGAGAGAGGCAUUAUGCCUCAUUAGGACUAGGACAUAUAUUAGGCUGCGCGAAAUGAACCGAGCGAUUGCAAUCGCAAAUCACAGGCAAAAAAAAA